GGUCGUUAUGCUCCUCGUCAUCUUCGGCCCCAGGGGACCCGACCGCUUCCCGGGGGAGUUUUUCGUCCCGCGGAUCCGUCGUUGUGGGCUCUGGGCCUUGCCGCCCUUGAUCGAGGAUCAAACCCCAGGGCUGAAAGCAUCCCAUCGUUGGAGACACCUGAGCGACGCAAAAACGGGUUCGACUGUGCGAGCAUUCGCGCGUAAGCUGCACGCGUGAGACUUAUUUUUUUUCGUCGCUCAUCUGAGGACGCCGCGACCACCCCUGCGCAGGCCCAGCCUGACCGGACGGGGGUGGGCCAGCCCGGUUUCGUCCAGAAGGCGCGGGCGCCCAUGGCGACCGAGGAGUUCGAGCGCAUCCUGAGCGACGAGCGCGAGCACUGGCUCGGCAGGUGCCUGCAAGAGGUCAGGGCCGUCAUGGCGAGGGGCAAGGAGGAGGCGGCCGAGGCCCUCCUGCGGGAGCGGCUCGCCUCGGCCGGGGAGGCCCGCGCCCUGCGCGAGCAGCUGCGCGAGGAGCUGCGCGAGGAGCUGCGCGAGCGCCUGGGCGCCGCGGGCGCCGCGGGCGCGGAGGCGGCGGCGCAUGGCGCGGCGCUGCGCGAGGAGUCCGCCCGCACCGC
Molecule: messenger RNA, 614 nt
Organism: Prorocentrum cordatum
Lineage: Eukaryota; Dinophyceae; Prorocentrales; Prorocentraceae
Source: the annotation of a GenBank genome assembly